Messenger RNA from Thermothelomyces thermophilus ATCC 42464, 1056 nucleotides. RefSeq lists its product as uncharacterized. The transcript has 3 exons. The record is from RefSeq and is a predicted model, not a curated record. NCBI's taxonomy places the organism in Eukaryota, Fungi, Ascomycota, Sordariomycetes, Sordariales, Chaetomiaceae. Bases 1 to 1056 code for a protein of 351 amino acids.
AUGACUUGGUCGGACUUUUCGGACACCACCAGCGAGGACUGGCGAAAGUGCCAGGUUCCGGGCUGCCACAAGAAGCACACCGGCCACACUCAGCACAAUAAGCGGAAGGUGUACUCCGACUUCUGCUUUCGACAUACCUGCUGGGUGACCUACCCGGAAGAGGAGGGCAAGGGCUACUACUGCAGUAUCCCCAAGGGCUCCGAUGACCGGUACUGCGCAUUCCACAUGAAAUGCGGCGAAGACGACUGCGCUAGGACCGGCGAGUGGCCCGGCGCGCACGACUACGCCCGCUGGUUCUGCCGCGAGCACCGCUGCACCUAUCCGGACUGCCGGCUCCGCGCGACGGAUCGCCAACAACAGCGCUGCGCCGCCCACCUCGUCAAGUGCGCCGUCCCCGCCUGCGCCCGCCCGGCCUACCAGCACCGCGACGGCGCGCUCGACACCAUGUGCGCGGCCCACUACGGCACGCAGCGCUGCCUCUGGCCCAACUGCGCCCGCCGCGCCUCGUCGCGCUACUGCUCCGCCCACGGCUGCCGCCGCCCCGGCUGCGACCGCCCCCGCGCCCGCGCCGUCCCCGAUACCCCCGCUUCCCCCGCUGCCGCCGACGGUAAUAACGGCGCCAACGACUCCCCGUACCUCUACUGCCUCGCGCACACGUGCAAGACGGCCGGGUGCCGCGCCGGAGCGCGCCUCGAGGACGUCCACUGCGAGCGCCACGCGCGCGCGAGAGAGAGGCGCCGGCCCGUCUCGCUCGGCGUGGACCCGCUCGGCCUCGGGUUCGGCUGGGAGGAGCAGGAGCAGGAGCAGGACGAGGAGGAGGAGGAAAGGGAGGACCGCCGUGGCGGCCGGUACGAGCCCCCGACGGCGGCGGCGGCGGCGCGGGGAGGGGACGAGUGGCAGCGCGAGCGGGAGUGGAAGCGGCUGAGCGACGACCUCGAGAGGAUCAGGCGGCGCCAGCGCGAGCUCGCGGCCGAGCGCGCCAGGGUCGAGCGCGCCAGGGAGGAGCGCGAGAAGGCCGAGCGAUUCUAUGCCCGGUAUAUGGCGGGGUCUAGCUAG